Peromyscus leucopus (white-footed mouse) is the source of this 1690-nucleotide messenger RNA. RefSeq names its product tripartite motif containing 40 (gene Trim40). The coding region runs from base 196 to 942 and encodes 248 amino acids. The record is from RefSeq and is a predicted model, not a curated record. Gene Ontology annotation, molecular function: zinc ion binding. NCBI's taxonomy places the organism in Eukaryota, Metazoa, Chordata, Mammalia, Rodentia, Cricetidae. The transcript is spliced from 5 exons.
GCUGUUUCUGAAAUUCCUGCCUGGUUGUGUUUCUUACAGCCCAGGCUCUGGCAUCUCUGAUCCAGGGUAGGCAGUGACCUGAAGUCCAGGUCUGAGUCCACUCUGUCCUACUCAGAUCAGCUUCCACUGAGCCCUAUCACCUGAGAUUGUCUGGCCUUCAAACGACCCAGUGGGGAGGCCGGUGAGGUGGGGGCCAUGGUCCCUCUUCACAGGGACAGCCAGGAGGACAUCUGUCCCAUCUGCCUGGAUCCCCUGAAGGAAGCUGUGAGCACCGACUGCAGGCAUCUCUUCUGCCGAAUGUGCCUGACCCAGCACAUGGAUAAGGCCUCAGUCUCUGGCGUCCUCAGCUGCCCAGUCUGCAGGAAGCCCUAUUCUGAGGGGGUCCUUGGAGAUGGUUACGUCUGCUACAGCCACCAGAAGAGGGUGUGCAGUUUCUGUGAGACAAGCAGACAUCUCCUGUGUGUGGAAUGCCUCAGGUCCCCUGAACACCAGUCUCAUACUGAGCUCUCCAUUGAAAAUGCCAUCAGCCACUAUAAGGAAAGACUCAUCCGCAGAAGCAGGAAACUCAGAAAGGACCUGGGGGAUCUUCAACGGCUUAAGGCUCAGGAAGAGGAGAUGCCACAUGCUCUGCAGGUGGAUUGGGAGAGCCACAGGCUAAGAGCUGAGCUGCAGAACCAAGAUCAAACCAAGGAACAGCUGAAGACUCUACCUCAGCAUUGGCUGGACCAACAAGAGGACCUACCAGCAGAGGUGGCUAAGAUGUUUAACUUCUCUGAGGCAGUAACACAGCUCACCAUCCUGGCUUCUGACCUGGAAAGGACGGCCAGGGAACUGGAUGCCAGCACUCUGAAGGAUGCCAGUGACUUACUGCACAGGAGUGCACCACAGAAACUAGAAGGACUCCUCUCUCAUCUUCCUCCAUCCAGCCCAAACCUCAGUUAGUUCUCCUGGUGUGUUCUUAUCCCCACAACUCUCACCUGGUGCCUUAACCUCUGACACUCGGACACAGUCUCCUUCCUAAGCCAGACUUGAGCUUGUGGCUCCUUGUGGCUGGGAAUUUCAGAUCUCUAUUAUGCCCAGGGCCAUUUGCACAAUCUCCAUAUUACCUGUGAUCUGGGGGUGGCACCUACUGUCCACGGUCUCAUGUGAGCAUCAAAGCAUCUGGAUGGUGCAGAUCAUCAGAGUGAAGCCAUCUCGGCAUAUGGAGCUUGGCAGGUUUAUUGGGGUAAUAUUUCUUCUGAUUCUGAUAGAGCCUCCUGCCUGUACUGCCCAUGUUGUUCACUCAUUAUGACAGUUGCAGAGAGAUCCACGGGUGAUUUCCACAGUCCUCACCCUCAUGUUCAUGUACCCGUGUAACCUGGUAUCUGUGACAUGCUUCUCAUCAAAGGAAUGUAGCAGAGGCGAUGAAGGUCACUGAAGUGAUCUCCUUCCACUGGACUCUUGCUAAUAAUUGCAUUUCUAGAGACACUUCUUGCCAAAGUUAGUGGCACUGAGGGGGAAAGAUACGUGGGCAGCUCCUGGUUUCCUAGAGCAGCCUACAUCCUCCCGCUGACAUGAAUCAGGGGGCCUGGCUUUACAGUAGCAAGAGAAUGAAUUCUGCCAACACUGUGAGUAAAGCUGGAAGUAGAUCCUUCUUUUGGGAACUGGUAGUGCCCAGCUUCUUACCCUGCCCCUGCCAUAGUUUCCAUAA